AGGACUAAAGAUGGCGCCGACAGGACGGCGUUGUGACGCGACCGCACGUCCGCCGGAAGUGUCUGGAGGCGAGCCUGGAAGCCGGCUCACCCUCUCGCCGGUGGUAUCUCGAGCUUCGCGUUUUGAGCAGGAGUCGCCACUCUUCUACCAGGAUCAUGGUGUUCUACUUCACCAGCAGCAGUGCUAAUUCGUCUACUUACACUAUUUACAUGGGAAAGGAUAAAUAUGAAAAUGAAGAUCUGAUAAAGUAUGGCUGGCCUGAAGAUAUUUGGUUUCACGUGGACAAACUCUCUUCGGCUCAUGUAUACCUACGAUUACAGAAGGGAGAGAAGAUAGAAGACAUUCCAAAGGAGGUUCUGAUGGACUGUGCCCAGCUUGUGAAGGCCAAUAGCAUUCAAGGCUGCAAGAUGAACAACGUUACUGUGGUUUACACACCAUGGUCUAACCUGAAGAAAACAGCUGACAUGGAUGUGGGGCAGAUAGGCUUUCACAGGCAGAAGGAUGUAAAGAUUGUGACAGUGGAGAAGAAAGUGAAUGAAAUCUUGAACCGUUUAGAAAAGACCAAAUUGGAGAAGUUUCCGGACCUAGCAGCAGAGAAAGAAGGCAGAGAUCGCGAAGAGAGGAAUGAGAAGAAAGCCCAGAUUCAGGAAAUGAAAAGGAAAGAGAAAGAAGAAAUGAAGAAGAAAAGGGAAAUGGAUGAACUUAGGAGCUACUCAUCACUAAUGAAAGCUGAGAACAUGUCCUCAAAUCAAGAUGGUAAUGAUUCUGAUGAGUUCAUGUGAGCUGAGCAAAGGACUCUGGGAAGACAUGAAUGUGCAGACUAUUACAGAGCUUUUGAUUUCAUCUCGGUUCUGAAUUACAGAAACCAACCAACCAAAAUUCUACUUUCAUUCUACAUUGACAUCAUUGGUUUUUGGAGUUUUAAAAAAAAAGAAAUGUCAUCUUUUUGCUGAUGAAAAGAACAGAUGUAUAAUAUAGUUGAACUUGAAGAAAACAUAAGUUUAGGAAAAGGAGAAUAUUUUUGGCAGAACAUACGUCAGUACCUCAUGAAGGCUGUCUGCCUUUGUUUUUGAGAUAGACAUUGGAGCAGACCUACUCUGGAAAGUGUUUCUGUGGCUGUGGUCUGUCCUGGAAACAGACGUCAUGAAGUACGUUUCCUAUUUCUAAAAUUACUUCUGUGAAGAAGACAGUUGGUGGCUUACUCAGGCCAGGACCCUCUGACGACGGUUUCCUGACUAGAAGAAAGGCAUGUGGGUUUGAAGGCAGCAGCAGUGCUUACUUUACUUGGAUUUCAAUAUUGGCAAGGUCUCUCUUGCUGGCAUCAGAGUAGCUGACCCAGCUCUUAGCUUAUUCUAAGGGUUAUGCUCUCACUCCUGUGAGGUGAGGCCCAUCUCAGCCUCGUAGUUACAUAGUUGAUCUUAGCCAAGCUUGGGAACUCAUCAUCCGAAAUCAUAGAUGAUCCAGGCCGCAGAUGUGACAACUAGACUCUGAAGCCAUUUCUGUGUGUGGAGGGAGACAGGAAAGGGUGCGCUGCUAGUUGUGAGAGUGACACACAUUGCCUCAUAAUUGUCUUGACUGUAUCAUGAAACAAAAGUCCACCGUGGGUUGCAAGCUUUAGAAACAAUCAAGCGUUUUUCCCUAGCCAGCCAAGGCAUCUGUUCCCUUACUUUGGAAUAAUAUUUACGUUGAGUUGUAA
Messenger RNA from Grammomys surdaster, 1696 nucleotides. It is a transcript of the gene Ccdc25, whose product is annotated as coiled-coil domain containing 25. The transcript is spliced from 9 exons. The coding region runs from base 156 to 782 and encodes 208 amino acids. The record is from RefSeq and is a predicted model, not a curated record. NCBI's taxonomy places the organism in Eukaryota, Metazoa, Chordata, Mammalia, Rodentia, Muridae.